AUGGCGUCUGGCAGAGUUCUGCUUUCCAAUCACCGGAGUUUGCAACGGGCCUUCAAGCGGCAAUUACUCAAGUUUUGCGCCAGUCAAGCGCACCGAUCGACCCGAGAGCGCCGGUUUGGAAGAACUGGGGAAUCCUGCAAACACGUCUCGGGCUACUACGCGGACGGUCUAUCAGCUACAGACUCAGGUAGGAGGCUCACAGUCUCGGCAGAACACAG
Messenger RNA from Paramuricea clavata, 218 nucleotides. NCBI's taxonomy places the organism in Eukaryota, Metazoa, Cnidaria, Anthozoa, Malacalcyonacea, Plexauridae. The record is from the annotation of a GenBank genome assembly.